Protobothrops mucrosquamatus (brown spotted pit viper) is the source of this 2355-nucleotide messenger RNA. Its product is annotated as protein PML-like. The transcript has 8 exons. The coding region runs from base 1 to 2322 and encodes 773 amino acids. Gene Ontology annotation, cellular component: chromatin; nucleoplasm; PML body. NCBI's taxonomy places the organism in Eukaryota, Metazoa, Chordata, Lepidosauria, Squamata, Viperidae. The record is from RefSeq and is a predicted model, not a curated record. Gene Ontology annotation, biological process: intrinsic apoptotic signaling pathway in response to DNA damage; PML body organization; positive regulation of DNA-templated transcription. Gene Ontology annotation, molecular function: ubiquitin-protein transferase activity; zinc ion binding.
AUGGCCGAAGGAGCCGCCUCGGCGCCGGAGCCGUCCGCCUCCCAUUUGACGGAGAUGAAUAAGGAGUUACAGUUCCUCCUAUGUGAUGAAUGCCACUUAGAGGUCCCACACCCCAAACUCCUGCUCUGCUUUCACAAUCUCUGCUCCCCGUGCCUUGAAAAAAAGCCGCCCGAUCUCUGUGUCAUCUGUGGAACUCCGUACGUCCACCUUGCAGAGACCCCUGAAAAGCAGGAUAACGUGUUCUUUGCCAACCUCCAAGUCAAUUUUGAUCUCUACCAGAAGGUCACGGGGAGCAAAGAGUCGGUUUGUAACAAAUGUAGGAAAGAGGCAGAGUUUUGGUGUUUCAGAUGCAAAGAGUUCCUUUGCCUCUCGUGCUUUCAGUUCCACCAGAGAUAUACAAAGAAAGACAAUCACAAAGCCAGGCCGCUGAAGGACUUCCAGGCAGAAUCUUGCAAGGACUUCCUUUCAACCAUCAGAAUGCCCAACAACAUGUUUUGUUCCAAGGAGGGACAUAGCAGCCAAAUAUUAAGUCUCUACUGCAAGCAAUGUUCUCAACCUAUGUGUGCCAUUUCCACCCUACCGGACAGCAAGCAACAUUGUGACAUCAGCCAGGAAAUACAAUGCAAGCAAGAAUUGCAAAACAUGAACACGGAGCUGAAGGAGAAGAAGAACACUUACGACGAGACCAACAGCAGCCUUAAGAAACUGUUGAUGGACAUGGAACAGUUGAGGAACGAGAUGACGGAGCUGAUCCAGCAGAAGAUAGAGCAGAUGAUCCAGUGGCUGGGAGAAAAGGGCAAAGGGUUCUUAGCCAAAGUAGAAGCCCAUCAUAGCCACCAAGUGCAAGAGGUGAAUAAGAAGCUGCAGGAGACGAAGGGAGUGGUCAAGAGAAUUACAUCCAGCCAGAGGUUGGUGGAGAAGUUGCAACUCUACGCUUCUGGCCAGGAGGUGUUGGAGAUGCAUCCUUUCCUCAAAAUGUCCAUGGUGGACCUCAAGAAGAAGCAGCCAUCUUCGGUAAGGGGAAUCGAAAUGAGGACUUUCCUGGAAAUCAAGGCCCAACUUCAAACUUUGCUCGACAGAGUGACAAAAAACGAAGAAGCCGAUCCAGCUAAAGCUCAAACAGAGCCUCCAGAGGAACUUUUGGGAAAGUCACCGCUCAAAAGGAAAUACGCUGAAGGGGAAACAAACACUGACAGCUAUCCAAAAAUUCUCAAAAUUGAGUCAUUAACUGAUGAGGAAUGGAAUGCUUCCGCUGUAGCGUCUUGCAGCUGUUUGACCAUGGAUGAACCAGGGACCAGUUAUGGAUCCACCGGUGGUGGCUUUGUCUCAAGAAGUCAAGGGGGCCUCAACAAAAACCCAGAUGACGGUCCAGAGAUUGCUGAUGGCUGCUCAGAUUUAUCUGAUCCAGAAGAGAACUCCUCGAUGAACGUUUCUUCAGAAGAAAAAUCCACUGACGAUGAAACCGGGGCCUCAGUCUUGCCUCUGGACAUCAAUCCUACAUCACCAGUUGGCCAGAAAAGCCCAAUGAAGUAUCCGUGCAGCACAUCUGAAGAUCUUAGCUUGGAGUCCAAGAUCAUAUUCUUUGACCUCAAGUUUCUGUCAGGAAAUAUCCUUCACCUGGUCGCGCUUGGAGAAGAAAUCCUCACUUUCAGUGUCAAGAUUUCUUGCCUCAAAAACACAGAUGACAAAGUCUGUGUGGAUGGACUGGAUGAGUUCCUCGAGUAUCUCAGCACCCUCCAUAGGCCCAUUUUUGUGGGAUACAAGUUAUGGUCCAUGGAAGUCCCUGCUCUGCUUGAUGCCCUUCGAAAGAUCAACAAGGAAAAACAGUUUGAAGAGUCCAUCUUUGGUUUCCUGGAUGUUUUGCCCUUCAUCAGAGAGAAAUUCCCUGAAAACCCAAAUUAUACACUGAAAAAAUUAGACAAGAUGUAUCGUCGGGGACAGUUGGACUGCACCAAGGCAGCUGAUUGUGCCUUAGCUCUGAAGGAUCUCUGUACCUUCUUGAAAAUUAUCCCCGUGACCCCAAAAAAGCAGGUAAUCGCCUGUUCCAGCUUCAGAUGUUACUCCUCCCUUCAACCUCUCUGGGAGAAGAAAGUCCUCACCCAGCCCUCCAGGCGGACUUUGGCCCUACACAACAUCUCCCUUCUCAAACUGCAGUCUAUCUAUCAAAACGACCCCGAGAAAGGGCUAAAGAAACUCUGCAGGCGUUUGAACGCCAAACGGAGGACGGGCGAGAAAAAAAUUCAGAGGUUGAGCAAGAUCCGCAGCUAUUUCCAAAGCCUCCCAUCGUCAUCUCAAUGUUCUUCACUUCCACAGAUUUGUUAAGCAACACUCUCAUUUUUAUGGGAUUAGUAAUAG